Molecule: messenger RNA, 1035 nt
Organism: Rana temporaria (common frog)
Lineage: Eukaryota; Metazoa; Chordata; Amphibia; Anura; Ranidae
Product: olfactory receptor 5B12-like
Exons: 1
Coding region: 1-1035 (344 amino acids)
Biological process (GO): G protein-coupled receptor signaling pathway
Cellular component (GO): membrane
Molecular function (GO): olfactory receptor activity; G protein-coupled receptor activity
Source: RefSeq, a predicted model, not a curated record
AUGACCCUUUCCAGUCUUGUGAAUGACGUCUUCUCCGGGACGACGUCUUCUCCAGUCUUGGGAAUCUUGGGAUCCCUCCCUCUCAUGAAUAAUAAUGCUUUUAAGUUGGUUAUGAUGGAAAACCAAACGGAAUUGAUUUUGCUUGGCCUGUCGGACCUCCCAGAUUCUCAGAUCCCGGUAUUCCUGCUGAUCCUCCUCGUCUAUGUGACCACACUGCUUUUAAAUCUUCUCAUCAUUUUCCUGGUGGUCUCAGACUCCCACCUGCACACCCCCAUGUAUUUUUUCCUUUGUAACCUCUCAGUUUUAGACAUAAUCAAUUCCUCUAUUUCCACAUCUCACAUGUCUUUUGACAUCGUUACGGGAAAUGGGCUGAUCUCAUACCCAACUUGUAUCUCCCAAGUCUUCUUCUUCACCUGGUUUAUCAGCACAGAGUCCUUUGUACUUGACAUAAUGUCCUACGAUCGCUAUGUUGCCAUCUGUCUCCCUUUGAGUUACACAACCAUGGUGAGCAUUCACUUGUGUGUUCAGUUGGCGUUCUUCUUCUGGCUCCUCAGCUUUGUCUGGUCCUUGUUGCACACGCUUUUUGCUCUAAGAUUGGCCUUCCCGGACCCCACCACCAUCCCGGGAUUUUUCUGUGAAAUUUAUCAACUGAUUCGACUGUCCUAUUCUGACACGUUCCUCAAUUACUUACUUAUAUAUUUGGAAAUUGGAAGUUUUGGAGCCCCUGGUUGUUUCGUUACUUUCCUCUCCUAUGUCUACAUUUUCAAAACCAUCCUGAAAAUUAAAUUAAAGGACGGAAGGCGGAAAGCUUACUCCACCUGCAGUUCCCACCUCAUGGUGGUCUUCAUCUUUUAUGGGACUGUUUUUUCCAACUACCUUCAACCCAUAAGUAAGGAUUCCCUGGGCGGCAGAUUGAUCUCUUUAUUUUAUGCCGUUUUCACUCCUCUACUAAACCCGAUUAUAUACAGCUUGAGAAACGCUGAACUAAAAAAAGCUCUUCAAAAAACACUUAUCAGGAUUGGCUCAAAGCCAUGA